Molecule: messenger RNA, 821 nt
Organism: Mangifera indica (mango)
Lineage: Eukaryota; Viridiplantae; Streptophyta; Magnoliopsida; Sapindales; Anacardiaceae
Exons: 4
Coding region: 165-683 (172 amino acids)
Source: RefSeq, a predicted model, not a curated record
AUAUAAUUUUGGUCAGAGUAAGGAAUUUAGCUUCCAUUUCUUUAAAGCCAGUCUGGUUUACAUUCACCUACUACCAGAACAGAAAGAGAGCCAUCAUUCUAAAGAGAAAAGAUCUACCAGAAACAAAAGAAGAGAUUGCACAAAAGGUCUCUGUCCAUACAACAAUGGCUACACCGAAGGAGCAGCAACAGUCUCAGAUUCAACGGAUUAAGAACUCUGGACUAAUCAGUUCCAAUGGAAGUCCUGGUAGAGAUGACAAAGAGGAGGAGAUGUCAAGAUCCGCAUUGGCUUUGUUUCGAGCUAAAGAAGAAGAGAUUGAGAAGAAGAAGAUGGAAGUGAGAGAUAAAGUCCAAGCUCAACUGGGAAAAGCUGAAGAAGCAACUAGACGCUUAGCUGAGAUUCGAGAAGAGCUUGAAGCUUUGACAGAUCCGGUGAUGAAGGAAGUUUCAGUUGUACGUAAGAAAAUUGAUACAGUUAACAGGGACUUGAAGCCUCUGGGCCAAAGCUGCCAGAAGAAGGAGAGGGAAUACAGAGAGGCCCUUGAAGCUUUUAACGAGAAGAACAAGGAAAAGGCUCAACUUGUCAGCAAGCUGAUGGAAGUAAGUAAAUUGGUGAGCGACAGUGAGAAACUGAGAAUGAAGAAGCUUGAAGAGCUGAGCAAAAGCGUUGAACUCCUUAAAUAAACUGUGCUAACUGCCAACUGGGUUCCAUGUUAUGUAAUUAGAAUCAUCAUCAUCAUCAUCAUCUUCUUAUAUCUGUUACAUUAAUUUGUAAGGAUUUCUGUUUUUGAGUAUUGAUUUUUCCUUCUGAUUGUGGUCCAA